UAAAAUUACUCAUGGAAAAGAUUCUUAAGUCCGGAUUUACAGCUCAACUGGUGAAACUUCAGGAGGCUCCUUACAGCUAUAUAAGUAUACAAGGAGGUCCCCUUCAACAGCCGUCUCCCUGUCAGGUCUCUGUUCUGGACUCUUUUAACAGCCUCUGUCUCCCUCAGCUCCCUUAUUCCACCCGUUCAGGUCGUGAAAGCUGAAUCUGUUGAACGUCAGACACGUGCCAAGAUGAUGCGGUGUAAACCAUCACAUUUGGCUGUUGACCGUCUGCAGUUAUCAAACCCGCUGGUAACUGGCUCGUAAGUUCCUGCUGGGCAAGUUCUUCACUGAGUGCCCCCACCCCCGUGGCUGUGACGUUCUGCCCCUCCUGUCUCUCUCCGUGGCCUCUCCGAAUUCCUGAAGACCGUUCCGCAGUUGCACACAACUGUCGAAGCCUCAGGUAGACACACAAAGGGAGCAGCCUCCCCACUGGUGUCUUCUGAUUCUCAACGUGGCAUCUUUCACUUGCUUCUGGUGUGAUAAAGCCAGUCAACUCACACAUUCUUGAGCACAUUCCUUGGUGUCCUGUGCAGUCUGUCCCCUUAAGAGUCUAGGACGAUGUCUGGAGAACUUCCUCCGAACAUUAACAUCAAGGAACCUCGAUGGGAUCAAAGCACCUUUGUUGGACGAGCCAAUCAUUUCUUCACUGUGACAGAUCCCAGGAAUAUCCUGUUAACCAACGAACAACUAGAGAAUGCAAGAAAAAUAGUGCAUGAUUACAGGCAAGGAAUUAUUCCUCCAGGUCUUACAGAAAAUGAAUUAUGGAGAGCAAAGUACAUCUAUGAUUCAGCUUUUCAUCCUGACACAGGUGAAAAGAUGAUUUUGAUAGGAAGAAUGUCAGCUCAGGUUCCAAUGAACAUGACCAUCACAGGUUGUAUGAUGACAUUUUAUAGGACCACACCGGCGGUGCUGUUCUGGCAAUGGAUCAACCAGUCCUUCAACGCCGUGGUCAAUUACACCAACAGAAGCGGAGACGCUCCCCUCACUGUAAAUGAGUUGGGAGCAGCUUACGUUUCCGCAACAACUGGUGCCGUGGCAACAGCUCUAGGACUUAACGCGUUAACCAAGCAUGUCUCACCACUCAUAGGACGUUUUGUUCCCUUUGCUGCCGUGGCUGCUGCUAAUUGCAUUAAUAUCCCAUUAAUGAGGCAAAGGGAGCUCAAAGUUGGCAUUCCCGUCACAGAUGAGAAUGGGAACCGCUUGGGUGAGUCAGCCAACGCUGCAAAACAAGCCAUCACGCAAGUCGUCAUCUCCAGGAUUCUAAUGGCAGCCCCGGGCAUGGCCAUCCCUCCAUUUAUCAUGAAUACUUUGGAGAAGAAAGCCUUCCUAAAGAGGUUCCCGUGGAUGAGCGCACCUAUUCAAGUUGGAUUAGUUGGCUUUUGUUUGGUAUUUGCUACACCUCUGUGCUGUGCUCUGUUUCCUCAGAAAAGUUCCAUGUCUGUGACAAGCUUGGAGCCUGAUUUGCAAGCCAAGAUCCAAGAGACCUAUCCUGAAUUACGACGUGUAUACUUUAAUAAGGGGUUGUAAAGUAGCGGAAGAAACUCUACAGCUUAUACCGCCUACUGCAAACCUGGUGAGGAAAAGCCUGUUCGACCUGGGUUCUCCCAGUUACAGAAACCUUUUAAAGACCCACAUUAGCCUUUUAGAGUCAAGCUGCUACUUUCAGCACAGCACCUGGUACGGGCCAGGCGCCCAACAACCUGUUGGCUCCCUUACAUUUGAAUCACGAUGUAAUUUACAGAAAUACCCUUCCUCUAGCUUUUAUAGUAAUUGUUUUCCAAAGACGAUAUACCAGCCUUCACCCAGAGUUUUAAAAAGCACUGCUAGGCAUAGAGUAGAUGUUCAGCAUUACGCUCAAUAAAUAUGUAUUGACUGUCAGUGAGUGGAAAGGAAAUCUGUUUGAAAUACUGAAUUUUUUACCCCAUUCUUGUUUCAAAUCACUCAGCAGUGAUUGGAGAAAACACAAAAGCUCUGAGCCUAAGCUAUAAAAAGUGACUCAUAAAUAUUAAGGACGUUUGCUUCCACUUUGGGCAGUGCGUAACCCAAAGUAGAUGUGGAGCCUUUUGGAUUUAUAGGGUAAAAGCUCUUCCAUCUACUUCCCGAAAGUCACAGUAACAGACAAAUGUGAUGAGCCAUCCCAGCUGUCAGCGGCUAUGUGCGUUCAUAUCGCUGGUAGAUUUCUUUGGUUGACUCUGAAAUUUAUUCUGUUUUACAUACCUGUGAAGUUAAUCUUACUUUGCACUUGUUGACUUUAUAUUCAAUUAUUUACGUCAAAUCAAAUAACUGAAAUGCACAAAUGUCUAAUUUUGGAAGUAUGUUCAAUACUGUAUGACUGGGUUGGAUCUGCUUUUAUUUGAUCUUUUUAGCAGUGAGAGCACAGGUCCAUCUAGCUACAUAUCUUUUCUUCUCUUGGACCCCUUCGGCUCUCAGAAAGAUACGGAAAUAAUGUGUGUGUGAAUCAGUGACAAAUGAAUUGUACUUGAAUAUUGUGUGUUACAUUCCACCCUGUUUGACAACAAGGAGUCCAUGGACCACUGUUUACAUCAUCUGUAGUAGCUUCACAUAUGUUUAAUGUAACAUUAUGUUUCAAGUCUGAAGAUGUUCAAGGCCUGUGCUGGGUGGUGGCUGUGUGGAGUGAGGCCACUCAGUUCGAUUGUAAUUCAGAGACUUGUAAGUGGGAGGGAAAAAUGUAGAAACUAGUUUUGACAGAUUUUUCCAGACAAUGUGACCAGACUGAAUUUCCUCAUAAAGAAAAAAUGGUGUGCCUUGUGUCUGUGUUUCUCUUUUCUCUGAAAUGAUUAAAGGAUCUGAAGCUUGGGGCCACUCUGAACCUUCCUUUGUGCCACCAGAAUUUUCUCAUUUAGAUUUUCUGUCUGAAACCAUUUGAGGCAAACUAGCUUUCCCAUGCCAUGCUGGCCUUGGAUGUGUUUUGCUGCCAUAGAUGCUUCUCUUUAAAAAGUAGGAAGAGCCUGAAAUUCAAGGCAGAUCUUCAUGAGGUGCUGAAAAGGUGCUUUUUAAGGAGAAACCGAAACCCUCCCUCCCCCAAACAACCUGCCCUGGUUAAUCUCAGAAUUCUUACUCCCCAACCCCCUUAACUGUUGGCUCCAUCUCAGUAUCUUAACCUUCCCUGAGAAAUUCAUCAGCAGCCAGCUCGAAGGUUGAUGAACUGUAACUGAAACUGUAUACACACCAGGAAGGGAUCAUGAACACAGAGACGUGUCUUUUUAAACAUUAUUAACCGAAGCUUCCAACUCUUGAUGCUUUUAUAUAGAAAUAUGAACUGUAUUGUUUAAUCGUGGUUUAUAAAAAGGAACAAAUGAACCAAGAUUGGCAAUUUUGCUGAUCUCUUAGACAUACCUUUUCUGGAGAAAAAUCCUACAUGAAGUGCAAUGAGCUUAUAAAGGUAAAUAGAUACCCGUAUUUCUAUCAACGUCAUGAGGAAUUACGAUCGUGCGUAUUUACUGACUGCUAGUUUUUAUUUCAGUAUUAACACAGCGUCUCGCCAGUGUUGGAAUCAAUGUAUUAUUUCAGUUCAACUGGAUGAAAUGUUAAAUAAACUCAGAACGAAAAUAAAUUCUCUCUUUUAUUUGUAUGUAAAGGGUAAUACAGUUUUAUGGUGCAGCUGAUGGUCCCUUUCGUUCAGACUUAACAUCUGGGUACCGGCAGUAACUCCUGACGAAUGAGAUUUUGUAUUAUGCGUUCAGCAGGAAAUACUUUCCUGUCUUUGGCUCCCAGCCUUCCACCUUCGGGAACACCAGAACACCGAGCACAAGCUCCCUCCCAGCCCACACAGAGUAAUUCGAGGAAUGUUUGUUAUUAUGAGCACAGGGGGGACGUGUGAUUCUGCUGUAGGUCUGGAUAACGAACACCACUGCACCCAGUGGGGAGGUAAAUUCGCUCUCGGGUUGUUUGUCAGAUUCUAAUGUGGAAACAGCCUAGGAUAUAGUUCACAAAGAAAAAUCUCAAUGAGUCCAACUGGGGAAUGCAUGCUUUAUGACCAGGUUAAUAAAGGAUUGAGCGUUUUAACCUUGUUCCAGUCUCUGCAUCUGUUUUGCUACCGUAACUCUGCUCAUCACUUAGUGAGUUAGCUAUAUACAAGAGCUUGGGUCUAGAGGUCAGAGCUGGUGUAAUCUUGGUUGUACCCACUCUUAAAAUACAUGUGGUUGGGUGACUGACAUUCUCCGUGACCUUCAGUUUUGUUCAUUUGCUCUGGUUUUGGAGAAAAUCACUGAAUGCACCUGAGAGAGUCGUGAAUGAACAAGAGCGCCCCUUUACAGCAGUUAGCAUGUUGCCUGGCACAUAGUGAACUCAACGAAUGCUUGCCUGGAGCGAAUUUAUUUGUUCUAGAGACACUGCUUGUCCAUUCAGCAUACCAGCUUAUCGGUGUUCUUGGUAAGAUUUCAGAACCCCAGCAACUUCCCCAGAGUUAACCCACAACCUCACUAGAAGUAUACCAGGUUAAAAUGGUGAAAUGGAGACACUUGAAUCCAUCCCGUUAAAAGGUCCAACAACUAAGGUUUUGCCCAGACGCAACAAAGGUAGGAAAAGUCUCUGCUCGCAAAUGAGCAAACUGGGGCUUCCAGUGGUGAAGUGCAAGCUCAAGACCACUCCCGGGUGCUUGAAAACUACAGCUGGAGCCGACAUCUGACCCCCAGACCUUCGGCCCUCUCCAAAAAUGUAAGCGACUAGAAUACUCGAAUAAAAUUAAUUUUUCCUUCAUGUAUGCAGAAUUUCACGGAAAGCUGGAGAAUAAGCUUAUGUUUGGUAGUGAUGACUAUACGGUGUCCCUUCAAACAUAGAUACUCCAAGUGUGGUCCAUAGACUGGAACAGCCAAGUCUGUUAGAAUGUGAGUUCUGGGGCCCCACCCCCAGACCUCUACUGAAUCAGAACCCACAGGAGCCCCAGGAGCCCUGUUGCCGUCACAGUGUGAGAAGUUCUGGCUGUAGCCACAUCUCAGGUGUUCCCAGAGAUCUGAGCGUCAUUGGGCUCAUCUCAAGAUCCACUUAACAAUUUUCUAGGAAUUUGCAUAUUUUGCCCCUCACAGGAUUCUAAGAAAGUAUCAAGGCUCAAUGUUGACACACUUAGGGACACAGUAUCAAUAAGCUUACGAGGGCAGGGACGUCUGUUUUGUCCACUGACCUAUCUCCAGCACCUAGAGCAGUUGGUGCCAGCCGUGGGUCCGCGUGAGACGGGGUUCACACUAGACCCUUUCCGGGAGUCUGAAAAAGCGUCCUCUUGUUUCCUUGCAGAAAAGAAUCCAUUUUGUGUCACGAAGAGGAGGUCAUCACCAGGAUGUGGAAAGAACAGGGAAGGUGAGCUUUUCUGGGAACAGAGCCCGAAACAAACACUGUCCCUGGGAAGUGAGAAGGGAAAUGGCAGCAAGCAAGCUGCAACCAUCGUUACGGGGGUGCCCCUCCCUCCCCGGGGGCGCCCCUGCCCCUAAAGCCUCUGGAGCAGAAAGGGCACUUGGGAUGACACACGUUUAAUCCUCAAGAAACCUGCUGUAUCCCCAUCUGUGAGAGAAGGAAUUUGAGGCUCAGGGAGGUGCACUGACUUGUCUCGUGCUGCACAGCGGCCUCACCACCAUCUCCGUCCUGGUCUGUCAGACUCAACUGUUUCCCACUGCGUUGCAUGGAUCCCAAGUGGCCUUCUUCUCCUCGUCCUCCUUUCUUCCUCCUUCCUUCCUCCUCCUUCUUCCUCCUUCUUCUUCUUCCAUAUGUCACUCCUUAUAAUUCCCCCAAGGGUUUUCUCUCCAUUCAAAAGUCAGGAAACAGACUUGAAGACGUGGAAUCACUUGCCACAAACCUAACUUGGUUCAUUCAAAGGACUACGGGAGACGACGCACAUUCCCACAUACACACCCACACAUACACAAGGUGUGUGGAACCUAUAGGUCAGCAAGAUCAUUUCCAGGUAGAGCCCCAAAUUAAAGUAAGAGUGGGGAGACGUGGUUCUCAAAAUGUGGUCCCUGGACCAGCAGCAGCAUGAAAAUUAGAAAUGCAUGUUCUCAGGCCCUUCCCAUAAGUACUGAAUCCGAAGCUCUGAAGUUGGUGGCGGGGGAAGGGGACCGGCCAACAUUUAGCAAGCCCUCUCUGAGUGAUUCUGAUCCAUCCAAGGUUGGGCCACUAGGUGGAUGCUUGGAUGCUUGGAUGCUCGCUGCAGCUGAAUUUCGCUCAGCUCCAUGCACUGAGGCAGCAAUCUCAAUUUCCCCAUCUGCAGAAUGGAAAUAACCCUCCUUCCCUCACUGGGUACUUGCGAGGAUUUGGGGAAUAUUAAUAAGUAGGCAGCAGCCAGGCUGGUGCCUGGCACGGUGCGCACUCACCCAGCACAUUGUAACUAAAAUUCAAAUGUGUGAUCCCUGGGGCUGAAAGUUUGGCAACACUCUGGUGGUGAUCUUGCUGGGAAACAGGCACUCUCAUGACUGCGGGGUGGGUGUGUGAGUUGCUAGGAUUUCUCUGCAAGACAGUUUGGCAGUAUCUAUCAAAACUUACAAAGGCACAUGCCCUCUUUUA
This is a messenger RNA of Enhydra lutris kenyoni (northern sea otter), 6555 nucleotides long. Its product is annotated as sideroflexin 1. The transcript is spliced from 11 exons. Gene Ontology annotation, molecular function: monoatomic ion transmembrane transporter activity. Gene Ontology annotation, cellular component: mitochondrial inner membrane. NCBI's taxonomy places the organism in Eukaryota, Metazoa, Chordata, Mammalia, Carnivora, Mustelidae. The record is from RefSeq and is a predicted model, not a curated record. Gene Ontology annotation, biological process: serine import into mitochondrion; monoatomic ion transport. The coding region runs from base 601 to 1569 and encodes 322 amino acids.